AGUUUCUGUGGCCUGUUGAACGCGGGCGGGGGGAGGUGGCUUCUUCCGGCCGGUGGUGGGGUAGCUGCGUAGGUCGAAGGACACAGCCCGCGGAAUUGGUGUCUUUUGCAAGCCGGAAGGCCUUUCCUAGGAGGUAGCCAGAACAGAGAGAGCUGUAAACUCCUUGAAGUGCAAGAGGCUGCUUCUGGUCCCCGAGUGGCUCUCGACCUUGCCUCCUUUUACCUCGUGAUCUCACCAUUCCAGAUUGAAAUCAUGGCAGGACCAGAAACUGAUGCCCAAUUCCAAUUCACUGGUAUCAAAAAAUAUUUCAACUCUUACACUCUCACAGGUAGAAUGAAUUGUGUACUGGCCACAUAUGGAGGCAUCGCUUUGAUGGUCUUGUACUUCAAGUUAAGGUCUAAAAAAACACCAGCUGUGAAAGCAACAUAAACAGAUUUUAAAGUGUACCUCAUCUAUUAAGUUCCCAUGCCUGGAGAAGCUAAUGUCAACUCAUCAUGUGAUACUCAAUUUGUACAAUAAAUUAUGAACCUGGAAAA
Molecule: messenger RNA, 536 nt
Organism: Prionailurus viverrinus (fishing cat)
Lineage: Eukaryota; Metazoa; Chordata; Mammalia; Carnivora; Felidae
Gene: ATP5MK
Product: ATP synthase membrane subunit k
Exons: 5
Coding region: 253-429 (58 amino acids)
Source: RefSeq, a predicted model, not a curated record